UUGCAGAGCGAGCAUGGCGGCCCUGCAGGACUCCGGAGCCCCCUGGAUGACCACAUUCAUGCUGUCCUUGGCCGUGCUGUGCUCCCCUCCAGCUCAAGGCAGAGACCUGCCAGAGCUGUACGUGUACCAGCGGAGGAGCGACUGCUUUGAGUCCAAUGGGACGCACCGCUUCUUGGAGCGCUACGCCUACAACAAGGAGGAGAUCGUCCAGUUCGACAGUGCCGUGGGGACGUUUCAGGCCGUUUCUGAGCUGGGCCAGGAGACGGUCAAGAACUGGAACAUUCAGCAGGAGUUCCUGGCGAUGAGGCGAGGCGCUGUGGACACGGUGUGCAGACACAACUACGAGCUCGACCGGGCUUUCACCCUGACGCGCCGAGUCCGGCCCAAAGUGAACGUCUCCCCCUCCAAGAAGGGGUCCUCGCAGCACCAACACCUGCUCGUCUGCCACGUGACAGAUUUCUACCCAGGAGACCUUCAAGUCCGGUGGUUCCUGAACGGACAGGAGGAAACCGACGGGGUCGUGUCCACCAACCUGAUCCGGAAUGGGGACUGGACCUUCCAGAUCCUGGUGAUGCUGGAGAUGAACCCUCGUGCGGGGGACGUGUACACCUGCCACGUGGAGCACCCCAGCCUAGACAGCCCCAUCACGGUGGACUGGAAGGCGCAGUCUGACUCUGCUUGGAGCAAGAUGCUGGCUGGAGUCCUGGGCUUGGUGCUGGGGCUCGUCUCCCUCCUGCUGAGCCUUGGCCUCCGUUUUAGAAGCCGGCCAGGGCAACGAGGACUUCAACCGACAGGGUCCUUGAGCUGAGGCUGUCUGCUGUCCUGCUACCCAGCGCUCACCGGCCCCAGGAGGCGACAGCACAGCAACUCUGUGCCCCCAACCCCGCCUGCUGCCUCUGCAUCCUGCUCUGAUGUGCUUCCUGCUUCUCAAGUUCUCCAGGCUCCGGAGUGCUGCCUCAGUUUGUAUCACCAUCUUCCUUUCUCCUUCAAGGGAGACAGCCC
Molecule: messenger RNA, 1002 nt
Organism: Ochotona curzoniae (black-lipped pika)
Lineage: Eukaryota; Metazoa; Chordata; Mammalia; Lagomorpha; Ochotonidae
Product: HLA class II histocompatibility antigen, DP beta 1 chain-like
Exons: 6
Coding region: 14-808 (264 amino acids)
Biological process (GO): immune response; peptide antigen assembly with MHC class II protein complex; antigen processing and presentation of exogenous peptide antigen via MHC class II
Cellular component (GO): MHC class II protein complex; membrane
Molecular function (GO): MHC class II protein complex binding
Source: RefSeq, a predicted model, not a curated record